GCAUUGUUUAGCUAUAUUCUUUGAAAUCGUGUUUAACUUUUAUGUGAGACGAAUUUUAAGUGUGCGGAGGAAUAUGAAUAUUCAUGAGUUUACUGCCGUUAAACGUCAAACAACUGUUCACUGAGGGUGGGAUUCGCCAGCUGUUUGUUAUUAAAGAAAGGAGCAGCAAAGACUACUAAUGUAUGGGACUUCGUCAGUAACUGUUACACAGUUUGUAUGGACCAGUUUCUUCUUCCUCCAGAUCCUGUGUUUCUCCUUCCUACAGAACAUAAACUGGGGUUUUCCUGAAGAAUGACUUGAGAGGAUUUCCAGACUAGUGUCACACUAUUCUACUAAAAGUCUUUCUCUUAAAAUCUCUGAAGCCAGAUCUGAAUAACAAAUCUCUGAAUAACAAACAUUUGAAUUCAAGCCAUGGAUGUAUUAAACCCGGAGGACGUCAGCUUAUAUGAGGACUAUUACAAUUCUGAUGGACUUGAAGAAUUUGGACUCUGCAAGAAGACGCACGUCAAGGAGUUCAGCUAUUUGUUUCUACCUACGUUCUACUCCGUUACCUGUGCGCUGGGAAUUAUCGCUAAUUUAACCCUUGUAGUGUUGUUGGUCAAAUAUAAGACUCUGAGGAUGGUUUUACCUCUUCAGAUGGUCAUAUCGGACAUCCUGUUCACACUGAGCCUUCCUUUCUGGGCGGUCUACGCUGGCAGCGAAUGGAUCUUCGGCGAUCACAGCUGUAAAGCGGUCACAUUCGUUUACAUGGUCAGUUUGUACAGCAGCAAUCUUUUUGUCGCCAGUCUGAGCUUGCAGAGAUUUUUGGACGACGCAUGUGUUGAUUCUGCCCUCAGGAUCUUCAGAAGUUCAAAGAGGAACGGUGUUUUGUGUGUCAUAGUGUGGCUUUUUUCAAUUUUGGCUGCGGCUGUUCAUGUCAGCUUUGUGGAGUUGCAAAAAUUCCACGAAAAGAUCGUUUGCACUUAUCACUUCAAUGAUUGGUUCGGUUGGAAAGUCUACACGAGGUUUCAGAUGACCCUACUUGGGUUUGUCAUACCGUUUCUCGUGCUCGUUUUCUGUUGGAUCCGAUAUUGCAGUGUUGUUGUGGGUAGAAGCAGAUUCCAGAGGUUCAGAUUGGAGACCGGAUUCACAGUGACGUUUUUUCUCCUCUGGUUCCCCUACAGCGUUGUCAUUUUCCUGCAUGCCUUGCAAGACCUUCACUUUUUUUACGCUUGCACCACUAACAUACAGUUUGACUUCGCCAUUCAGGUGACCGAGUCCAUUGCCUUCACGCACGUGUUUAUAAAUCCCCUGUUGUACAUGUUUCUAAACAAAAAAGUCUGGAAACGGUUAAGAAAUUCGUGCAAGACUCCAAGGGAGUAUCUGCUGGAGGAAUCCAGCAGUUCAUCAAACGGGUCGGGUCAGGGUGAUGAUAUCGAGCUGAAGUCGGUCCAACGAUGCCAAGCCCAUGAUGUGAACUUUUGCGCUGAACGACCGAAUAAUUUACUACCUGAGCUGAAGUGAAAGCUUUGUGGUGUUUGGUUGAAGAAUUGUUAGAAAAACAUAUUACCCAGGUGUUUAACACAGAUUUUUUAACACAUUAUUAAUCAUAAUAGUUUUAAUAACUCCAUUUUGAAUAACCAUGAUGACAGUACAUAUUAUACUAGUUAUUUUGCAAGAUACUAUAUUGAGCUUAAAGUGCGAUUUAAAUGUGUAGCUAGGUUAAUUAAGUUAACUAGUUAUUGGAAAACAGUGGUUUGUUUCAUAGCCAAUCAGAAAAAAAAAUAUCUUAAGAAUUGACUUUAACCCUUGUGUGCUGUUGGGUCGUUUUCAUCCACUUUGGGGUGAUUUUGAGUCUUAAUUUGGCCAUAACUUUCUCUGUGUUUCAGAAAAUGGAAUGAUUUUUUGUUGAAAAAUCUUAUUUUGACACAUAUUUUAGGAAAAUGCUUUGAAAAUUAAAAAAAAACUCAGGUUGGAUGGCUGUUUUAGCCCCAAAUCAUUUUUGCAGUCAAAAAAUGUUGUUAUAAUGGAAGUCAAUGGGGCAAAAACAGCCACAAACAUAACGAAUGCCAACCUUAUUUCACCAAGUAGGACCUGUUCCUGGAUUAACAUCCAUGUUGAUCCUGGAACAACAUUCCAAUCAGCCAAUCAGAAUUCAGGCAUACAUAUACAGGCUUACGAUUAGGUUCAUGCACUUCUGCAUGAUUGUUAUUCAGCUAUUAUUCCCCUCUGAUUUUGGGAAUAAUUUACAGUUAUGGUUGGGUUAGGGGUGAGGAAUAGGCAUGGAUUACAUUUUCAAACUAAAAGAUAUUCCAGGAUCACAUCGUACUUGGCAAAGUCAUGACGUGCCAUAAUGAAAGAGUAGUGAAUUUUAACAAUACACAAGGGUUAAAAUUGAUUUUAAUAAAUUUAAAAUUGCUUUUAUUCCAGCCUAAAUAAAAAACAAUGUCUUUGUCCAGAUUAAAAAAUAUUAUAGGAAAUACUGUGAAAAUUUCCUUGCUCUGUUAAACAUAAUUUGGAAAAUAUUUAAAAAAAGAAUAGAAAUGUUAGAGGACAGCUAAUAAUUUUGAUGUCAACUGUAUGUGGCUCAAAGGCUCAGGUGUCAUCUACACUAGGGGCUUUUUUUGUUGAUUUAAAACACACUAUUCAAGAUUUGUUCAUUAAAAUAUCCACAAUAAACACUAAAUCAGUUUUAUUGUACUUACAAUAUCCCACAUAUUUUGAAGAAGGUUCAAAUCCAGUGAAAUUGUUAGAUGUAGUGUGUGCUGUGCUGUGUGCAGGGGCGGAUUUUGCAAAUUGGGGGCCCUAGGCAACUCCAGCCAUGGGGCACAAGUCCUGAUGCACCCUUUCUACUUUAUUUUAAUUAUUUAUUUUGGUGUUUUUUUUAUAUUACUCUUUUAUUAUUAUUCUUUUCUGUGUUUUAUCUUAAUGCAGUUUUUACAUUUUGAAUGAUUAGUUUUCUUAAAAUUAAUUUACAAUAAAAAAAAUUGUAAAUAUAUACAUAUAUAUAUAUUUUUUUAAUAUAAAUUUGACUGCUUAUUAUAUUUUAGUGUAUAUUCAAUAAUAUUUAAUUAUGUAAAAAUAAUCUCAAUAUACAAAUAUGAUAGAAAAUGAUGUUAUAUAUAGUUUAUAGGUAUAAUUUAUACUUCUAGAUAUUUAUUGGGGGCCGCCAGAUUUCCUGGGGCCCUAAGCAGCCGCUUACCUCCCUCAUUUGGUUAAAGCCGCCCCUGGCUGUGUGUUCAUGCUAAUGACAUCACAUCCUCAAUUUCUAGUUUGAUGUUUUAUUAGACUGCACAGAGCAGCAUCAUAACAGACUCCUAAACUAUUUAGUCUAAUAAAACAGCUCUGUUCUUCUCCACAUGAUCACAAGCUGAAUAACAAGAAGUGGUGGAGUGUUGCAUAAUAAAAGCGCUUGUCUCUCACCAGCAAUUACUUCAAGUUUUUCUCAUUCCGCUUUCAGUCUUACUCCGCUUCAUACUACCAUGAAAAUAAGCGUUAAUACUUUAAUCUUCCUUUAACAUGAGUUCUGCAAGAGUCCUGUAGGAUGUAAUGAAGACCACAAAUCCCGUGAUUCACACUCAGUCAAAGAGUUAUCAAUUUACUCUUUAGUUUGUUGUGAAUAUGUGCACCCUCUAGUGGUGAAAAUGGCAUACUGUGCCUUUAGGCAGAUAGUUCGCUAACACUCCAAUAAUAAUUAAUUGGCAAUGUAAUUUAUAGUCAACAAAAUAUGUAAAAGAAACCAAAGUAAACUGAUAGUCUUAAAACAGUUUUUAAUUUUAAUUAUAUUUUAGCUUAUAUAUAAUAAAAUGU
This is a messenger RNA of Danio aesculapii, 3789 nucleotides long. RefSeq names its product atypical chemokine receptor 2. Gene Ontology annotation, molecular function: chemokine receptor activity. Gene Ontology annotation, biological process: chemotaxis; G protein-coupled receptor signaling pathway; immune response. The coding region runs from base 412 to 1503 and encodes 363 amino acids. Lineage: Eukaryota; Metazoa; Chordata; Actinopteri; Cypriniformes; Danionidae. Gene Ontology annotation, cellular component: membrane. The record is from RefSeq and is a predicted model, not a curated record. The transcript is spliced from 3 exons.